Molecule: messenger RNA, 3863 nt
Organism: Nannospalax galili (Upper Galilee mountains blind mole rat)
Lineage: Eukaryota; Metazoa; Chordata; Mammalia; Rodentia; Spalacidae
Gene: Vat1l
Product: vesicle amine transport 1 like
Exons: 9
Coding region: 168-1427 (419 amino acids)
Molecular function (GO): zinc ion binding; oxidoreductase activity
Source: RefSeq, a predicted model, not a curated record
GCUCCUCUGAGGAUUACGGCGGACGCCGUGGACCGCGGCUCUUGCGGAGGCUGCAGCCAUUGCGCUCCGGAGCAUCCCACAUUCAACAGGAGGAACCCGCCGAGAGCAGCCGGGACCCCCGCGCCGCAGCCGCUGCAGUCCGUGCGCACCUCGGCCCCCAGCAAGCCAUGGCCAAGGAAGGCGUGGAGAAGGCGGAGGAGACCGAGCAGAUGAUCGAGAAGGAGGCGAGCAAGGAGCAGGCGGAGGGCGGCGGAGGCGACGGCUCUCACCGCCUCGGGGAUGCCCAGGAGAUGCGCGCCGUGGUGCUGGCCGGCUUCGGGGGGCUCAACAAGCUAAGGCUGUCCAGAAAGACCAUGCCCGAGCCGCAGGACGGCGAGCUCAAGAUCCGCGUCAAAGCCUGUGGGUUAAACUUCAUUGACCUGAUGGUACGACAAGGGAAUAUUGACAACCCUCCUAAGACUCCCCUGGUACCAGGAUUUGAAUGCUCUGGAAUUGUUGAAGCUCUAGGGGACAGCGUGAAAGGAUACGAGAUUGGGGACCGUGUCAUGGCAUUUGUCAAUUAUAAUGCCUGGGCAGAGGUGGUCUGCACACCAGUGGAGUUUGUUUACAAGAUCCCAGAUGACAUGAGCUUCUCCGAGGCUGCUGCAUUCCCCAUGAACUUCGUCACAGCCUAUAUGAUGCUCUUUGAGGUUGCCAACCUCCGAGAAGGGAUGUCCGUGCUCGUGCACUCGGCUGGUGGUGGAGUGGGCCAAGCUGUGGCUCAGCUAUGUUCUACAGUCCCCAAUGUGACUGUCUUCGGAACCGCGUCUACUUUCAAGCAUGAGGCCAUCAAAGAUUCUGUGACCCACCUCUUUGACAGAAAUGCAGACUAUGUUCAGGAAGUGAAAAGGAUCUCUGCUGAAGGUGUGGACAUCGUUUUGGACUGCUUGUGUGGGGACAACACUGGCAAAGGGCUCAGUCUUCUUAAACCCCUGGGGACCUACAUUUUAUAUGGUUCAUCCAACAUGGUAACUGGAGAGACCAAGAGCUUCUUCAGCUUUGCAAAGUCAUGGUGGCAGGUGGAGAAAGUGAACCCCAUCAAGUUGUAUGAAGAAAACAAAGUCAUCGCAGGGUUCUCCCUCCUCAACCUGCUCUUCAAGCAGGGCCGCUCGGGCCUCAUCCGAGGAGUGGUGGAGAAACUCAUAGGGUUGUACAACCAGAAGAAGAUCAAGCCUGUGGUGGAUUCUUUAUGGGCCCUGGAGGAGGUAAAGGAGGCCAUGCAGCGCAUCCACGACCGAGGGAACAUUGGCAAGUUAAUUCUGGAUGUAGAAAAGACACCGACUCCACUGAUGGCCAAUGACAGCACAGAGACCAGCGAGGCGGGGGAGGAGGAGGAGGACCAUGAAGGCGACAGCGAGAAUAAGGAACGGAUGCCCUUCAUCCAGUAAGCCAGACCUCGGGUCCGAGAACGUGAAGGGCGAUUGAAAGAUGAUGAUCGUCAUGAGAACUCCUCUGUGCCCCAGUGAACAAAUGCUGUAGUCCAGUGUGUGUUGUGUUUGUCUGCAGUCAGCCGAGCUAAGAAGCUGUUGAUCACUGUUGUUUUUUGGAAUUAAGUGCCAAUCCCAUUUCAUGCAGUAUUGUGUCCCUUCUCCGUCUGUGUAUCACAUGCUCCCCUCUCCCUUGUAUCAAACCCAUCCUUCUCGGGUCCUUCUCGACAGUUCUAGAACAGUCUUGCAAAUUAAUGCAAGUCCACAGUGCCCAGACACCGGCAAGGCCAAGUUUGACUGAAAGGUGUUAUCAGAGAGCACUAUCCAGGUCCCAGCAUUUUUCAGGCCAGUGACACUCGUUGCCAGCAAUCAGCCAUGCCUCCAACCCCAAUGCUUGCCAGUUUGGCUGGUGGCAAGAGAGUAGGCCAGGAAGGAUAUUCAUAACCCCAUAAAUGCAGGAUUCUCCAAACAGUAUUUUUCUUUCUCUAAAAGUCCAUCUCCUUGUAAAGUCCAUCCCCGGGUCUUAAGGCCAUAGAUUUGAGCCUCUCUCUGACCCUCUUACAUUUGAUCCUUUCCCUGGUUCUCACUCAUAAACCCAGGGAGCCAGGUGUGUGGUUUUCAGAAUAGGGAUGGGUUAACAACAUGUAUUUAAGGACCAGCUAUAGAGACCUCUCUCCUGAAACCCUCUUGUGGCCAUACACAGUUUAUUUAAAUCCAAAGAAAACUCACCCCAUGUAGGACUAACUCAGAUGUCAUUAAACACUCCUGGGUUCUCACCCUGGCCUUCAGCAUUACCAUGUGUUGUUUUCUAAGUUCCUGGAAAGCACCAUCUUACCCCAAGAAAGAGCUCCCUUGCAGACCAUAUUUGGGGGAGGGGGAAUGAGUGAAUUUAUUUUGCAUUGUCAAAGCAUGUUCCAGCAUGUAACAAGCGUCAGGGAUGCAGAAGGUUGCUGUCCAGCAUCUGAUACCAAAUGCACAGUCCUCCCUCCAAUAUGUAUAACCAUGGUGCUGAUUUUGCAGGGCUCCUUGAAAAUUCAGGCAGCAAACUGCAGAUCACAUACCCCGUUCAACUGUCCAUCUUGAAAGAAACAUCCUCAUCCUAUUUGGCAGGCUUCAAAGUGAGUACUUCAGAGGGAGCGAUGUCUCUGCUUCUCCACAAGGGGCCUCCUCAUGUCCUCCUUCCAGCCCUCCUGUCCUAAGGGUUCACACAUCACUCACAAACCAAGCUAGAUAUAUAUACAAGGAACCCAGGCAGGAAGCACCCAAGCUGGUUUUGCAUUCUGGAAGACCUAAGAGGUUUCCCCCUGCCCUUGAGAUUGACACGUUUCUUUGACUUCUGGAAGACAUAAAAAGGUUCUUGUGACACACGCCUUUAAUCCCAGCACUUGGGAGGCGGAGGCAGGUGGAUUUCUGUGAGUUCAAGGCCAGCCUGGUCUAUAUUGUGAGUUCCAGGACAGCUGGGGCUACAGGGAGACCCUGUCUCAAAAAGACAAAAAAAAAAAAAGGUUCCUGUGUUGUCCAUUUUCUCCACAAAGAAGUCAGAGGGUGGAUCCAGCUCUUCCCCCACGGGAUAAAAACUAGUGCAUUUCAACAGUGACCUGUUUGGCUUCCAAAGAUUUUUUUUGUAACAAGUCUCCCCUCCUUCAUCAUGGUCCUUUUGUCCCUGCCCUAAAUUUGUGAUAAAUUCUUUAUGCCAAAUAUUUACCUGAAGGGAAUCUCUCCUCACUGUGAAUGUACUAAAUAUGAAGAUGGAAAAAAACGCUGCCAACCAAUAAGCUAAUGGGUGAGAAUUCCCAAGAGGGUGCCAAUCACUUAUCUCUCUUUUCUGCCCCAGGAAUGACAAGCAUUCCAGUUCUUGGCUAUCCAAGUGCUAUUACUGGUAAUCAAAGAUAGCAUUCUGGAGGGGCUAAGAGCCACCAGCUCUGUGCCAGCUCUUCUUUAGGGGAUGGGAAACCCGACCCACACCCAGAUGCAGAUGGUCCAUAGCACAUACAGCGGAGAAGCAUGGAAAGUCAGCUCUCCCUAGAUCUUUUUUUUUUUUUUAAACAAGCAGAGUUAAUUGGGUAGUCAUAUGCCUGUCAGUUGUAACCCUCUCUCCUCAGAACACAGAACAAGAAAACUAGUUUGAGGCCAAUAUCACCAUGAGGUACAGGAGGGUGGGUGAGGGACAUUGGACUUGGUCAGUCAUCUCGUGGAGUCUGUUUGCUGAAGGAAGCAUAAAGAGUGUCUCAGUUUGCCGUAACAGAGCUGUGAAGGCUUCUCUAUAGGUUAAGCUUUAUUGGAGUGAACCGAAACAUUGUCUAAUGUGUCUGUGGCUUCAGAGCUUCUGUUAUAUUGUGCCUACAAAGCAAAUUAUGUUUACAUAAAAAUAUAAAUAAAGUAUUCAGCAUAGCAUCA